GGAGUUGAACAUAAAUCUUCAAGCAUAAAACAUCCUAACUGUGGGCGUGUAACUUCGAAUUCUUGUUAAGGAUAAAUAAAUUCAGUGUGUAUCGAAAUAAAGUUUUUUUUUUAAACUACAAAACUGCUCAUCGCUUAACUGAAUACAACAAUGAGCUAUCAAAUUUACUUUCGCUUGCUCGGCUAUGUGUUAUCAAUAGCAAUGCACAUCAGUAAUCUUCUUUACAUACAGUACGCCAUAUUAUCAGCUAAUGUCAGCGAAGGGUCCAUGGAGAAUUUCGGAACAGGCACCUUCAAAAAUAUGGAGUAUCGAUAUUUUACUACUUGGACCGCGGGUCUACAGAUAGGAUAUGCGGCGCUAGGUACACUCUGCGAUCUUCUGGUGCUGCUAAAUAGACACAAAGAGAACUACAGAUUACCUAAAUAUUUGGGUUCGUCGCGGGAAAUUAUAUUCGCUGGUCUGGUCUGGCCGUCUAGUUGGGUAGUCUUCACUGUAUUUUGGACUUUAUUACACUACGACAGAAGCCUGAUAUUCCCAGCUUACUUGGACAAGAUCAUAACGCGUCUAUCUAACCACGUCAUACAUACAAUGAUCGUUCCGGUCGUGGUCUGGGAGGUGAUGUUUUGGCCCAGGAAACCGAAAAGUCACUACAGGAACAUCGCGCAACUGGCGAUACACAUGUUGGCGUACAUCUUCGUGUUACAUUUCACUUAUCACGAGCACGGCGUCUGGCUGUACCCGAUCUUCAAAGCAGUUCAAGGAACGAUACAUUUCUAUCUGCUCCACUUUUAUGUCGCAGCUAUGUGCUUGAUGUUCUACAGGCUUCAGUGGUGGUUGAACUCUGUGAUCCACGGCGUCGAAGACGUUGAGAAGAUUCGCUUCAUAGAUUCAGCUGUAGGAAGAUUCAGCUAUAGGAAGUGGUUUACUUGGGCAAUGUUACACGAGAGAUCACAAAGCCGCAUAUAAUAAUCCCCGAUUUUCUGAUAGGCGUAUUUGUGUUAAUAAUUUAUUAUGUUUAGUUACUAUAUAGGGUUUGGUCCGCACCCUUGUCUUUUCCAUUGCUCUAUAAAGUGCAGAGAGGUGGACAUUCAAAGAUAGGCAGAGAAUCGACGCUUUUGAGAUGUGGUGUUGGCGACGUAUGCCACGAAUACUACGGACGGCCCGCCGCACCAACAUCUCUAUUCUCAAGCAGUUAAAAAUAGAAAAGACUCAACGUCUAUCUACAACCUGCCUACAAAGAAUAUUGCGGUAUUUCGGUCAUGUUGCACGUAGGGAUACCACCAAUGUGGAACGCCUUGUGGUGAACGGUAAAAUCGAGGGAAGGUCUAGGUGUGGAGGUCCCAAACAAUGGUCAGACCAAAUAGCGGAGGAAUUAAAAAUACCUGUCAGCGAUGCACUCCACCAAGCUACAGAACGGGAUCGAUGGAGACAGCUAGUUGACGGAAUCAAACAGAGUUACGAUUCUCAUCAAUGAGGGACCGAUUGCAGAGAGAGAGAGAGAGAGAGAGAAUUACAGCAGCAAGCAAAAUAAUGCAAACGAAAACUUGUAUAUAAUUUGGUUAUGUGUACGCAAUGUACGCAAAACAAAAGGCGUGCGAGGUCAAGUGACUUCGCGAUACAUUGCCUGUUACAAUGUGCCCACAUUAAAAGAAAAGCUCGGCUCGGCGAACGUUUUCUGCUAAGUUCAAAAGCAGUAAUGUUGUCUGCUUUGUUAAUUUAUAAAUCUUUUUUGCAAUCAUUACAUUUGAUCAUUAUUAUAUAUUCUCUGCUGUCUUAAUCUUUCCUAUAUCUUUAAACGAGCAAUUCUUGUAUAUAUAUAAUCUGAAUCUCGAAAACGGCUCCAACAAUUUUCAUAAAAUUUAGUAUACAGGGGCAAUAAAUCGAACUAGCUACGAUUUAUUUUCAGAAAA
Molecule: messenger RNA, 1910 nt
Organism: Bombyx mori (domestic silkworm)
Lineage: Eukaryota; Metazoa; Arthropoda; Insecta; Lepidoptera; Bombycidae
Product: androgen-dependent TFPI-regulating protein
Exons: 5
Coding region: 151-966 (271 amino acids)
Cellular component (GO): endomembrane system; membrane
Source: RefSeq, a predicted model, not a curated record